CCUUUUUAGAGAAAACAAAAUGAAAAUUUGUCGUGGACAAGUGCCUGGUUUAAGCGAAUUUCUAUUGCUGUUGCUGUUGCCUCUUGCUGUUAAGUUGAAAGAAGAAUUUUACAUAACAGAAAAUGCACGUAAUGGGACGACGCUGUUUCGUUCGCCGCGUCAAGGUAUGAAUAAAUUAAAUUAAUGUGUUUUAGCAUCGAUGAUAUUAUUAGUUUUUAUCUGCUUGCUUUAGCGGUAAUACCUCAUUACCUUGCUUUCGCUGUACUUACAAAAUUAUUGGUUUAUAUAUUAAAACGUGUAUACACGGAUGUCAUUUUAACAUGGUAAUGAAGAAGUUAUGAAAUAUUUUUUCGCAACUAAAAAGGACCCAAAUUCUAAAAAUCUAUCAAGUAACUUCGUAACUGGUUGCGCUUUCGUCAAACUAAAUUCAGAACUAGUCUAUAUCGCUAAUUGCCUAUACAAACACGAAUAUUAAUAACCUUGAUCCCAAUUAAUUGCAGUAUCUGUAGCAAAAGUAUUAGUGAAAAGAAAGCGCUAUAUUAUCCUCCGUUGAGGAUAUCAGAUAUUAAUUUAUUUAGCCUAGCCAAUAUUUCCAUUCUAGCUAGUCGAGUCAUGUAGUAGCCACGCUAUUUAUACACGGUAUUAUUAUAUAGUAGAGCGUGAGAUGCUGAGAAAUACACAGUGACAUAUUUUCCAUAUCUUCAGUAGUGAAGAUGUCGAUCACGUAACUUUUGGUGUUUAUACAAUUUUUUGCUUGGGACUAUAUAAUAAACAGAACUUUACACGCUGGCUUGAAGAUAUGACUUUUAUCUUCUCGUGUUAAAAACAAUAUUGUUUUCACCACUCGAAGAUAAAAGUCCUAUCUUCGCGCCGCCGUGUAAUAUCCUCUAUGUACACGGCACUAAAUAUACACUUUUUUUCGAAAUUGUUCUGAUAGAUAUUGUAGAUUGUGUACUGUUUUUCAGCGCUCGAAUUCAUGUUGCAAUCUCGUACCCAAAGUGUACCCGUUUGCUGUUUAGGCGCUGGGCAUAAGUUUUAGUUGUGCGCAUCCUCUUGCUCAAACCGCGAUGCUGAAUUUGCGUGGGCGUCAUAUAAGUUGCAAUUAUAAUAUCGAAGAAUUUGUAGAAAAUUUGAUAAUUUUUACAUUGAAAUAAAUUGUAAAAGAUGUAUUUUCUUGUGUUAAAUGUUACAGAAUGGAUAUAAUAUAUGCGGUAUACAUAAACUAAGCAUUUUUUGUGGAUUUUAUACGGUCAAGAAAUGGUAUCGAGAGACUUCGCAAGAAGGUCACUGACGGAGGUUUUAUAGAGGAUGACUGUUGUAUUUUUACUAAUUUUAAUACAAGUUAUAAUGCUUUAGAUUAUUACAUACGAUCAGAUCAGAGUUUCUAUAUACAUUACAAUAUCUAGAAUGCUUGAUGUGCCACUGUGGACCUUUGGCUCCCUAACCUAUUUUGUUUAUUACAUAUUUUAAAAUACUUUGGUGCCUUGAUGUAUAAUAUUAAACUGAUAUCUAAUGAGUAUGAAAAUACUGUUUUCCCUCUAUUACUCUGUAUUCCUUUGAUUUGACAUUGUGCAUUGCAUUCAUAACAAACAGUUCCAUGUUUAUAUGUAUCUAAUUUAUUUAAUUGAGUCAUAAAAUAAUAUGUUCACAAUUCUUGAUGUUUGAAAAUAACUUAAUUAAAUGGAAUUAUGAUUGAUAUAAUAUUUUCAUACCUAUUGGGUUUAACAAUUAACAUAGGACAAUGUGAUCAGGACGGGUGCCUGUCUGAAAGGUAGCAUGCAGGUAUAAGGCAAGGUGUUGCUAAAUUGUCGAUCUAAAUACCUGUGGCACUGAUUGGGAAAUCUGCCAUUAUUUGGGUUCUACAUUACCCUGACCUCCUGACAUUGCUACAUAUCCCUGGGAGAUAAAUCAUACUUUUCAUGUACUGAUGUAUGCCCACAACAGGCGUAUUGCCAAGUCAAGGUUAUAUAAUGAUGCAGGCAGAAUGUAAGAUGCAUGUGGGAUGACCUGCUGCAGCUAUACGACAUUGUGGUAGCCAUACUGGUAUUGUUAGUAUAUAUAAUUUCAGCACAUCAAAUUGUCUUCUUUUAUUGCAGUAACAGACAGUCAUGAUCAGACACUUUUGGUGGAAAGGCUGAAUUUAGGUUGCCACAAUAUAAACACUAUGGUGCUCUAAAUCUCAGUUCUUUAAAUUUUGCCUCAAAAUUCUGGCAUUUAUAGCUUAUUUUAUUCCCAUGCAUGAAUAUAUAUGUUUUCAUGGAUGUUACUAUCAUCCAAAGGCUUUCAGAGAGGGGAGAGUGAUUUGUACCAUAAACUGCUAUCCUAUUUAUUUUCUGUUAAGCCCCAAGCUGGCCAAGCAGCUCAUUUAUUUCAGGCAUGGAGUCUAGAAACUAUAGCACAUACUUUCAUAAUUAACAAUCCGCAUAUAUGCAUUUCUUUGUUGUAAUCUCGAUUUCAGAGGUUGUGGAGGGCUUAAAACAGUAUUUUUUGUUAUAAAAUUAUUACUUUCAUCGAAUAUUUUACUACUAUGGUUGGGUCACAGAAUAUAAUACUUUAAUUUAAUUUAUUUAGGCUAUAUGAAGCUACGUUUACAGGCUGCGAUUAAUUGUGUACGGUUCGUUUUCUGGCGUAUGUCAUUGAGUAAACACGCGUAAGCUGGCUACAUUUAAAAUUUCUUUUUAACUUAAAGAAUGAGUCUCAACCGUGACGCAUUACGCGCUUGACCAGCUAUUUUCGGGGCACCCGAAAAUGGCGGCAUAUUAGGUUGUAUGAGUGCACGAUACGAAAAUAGGUCUGCUUCAAUUUGCAAGUCUGGCAUUUCCCCUCCAAAACGUGGUAGGCCAAGAUAUGAAGUAGGAAUCACAAGAAUUAAAUUAAAGAAGGAUGUGUUCGAAACGUGGCUUUCAAGGAAGGAUUCUCUUGGUUUUUCAAAGAAGACCCAUAGUGAGUUUGCGAUGCACUUGUUGUUGAAUUUCUGCGAGGAAGAACGCGGCGAAAGUAAUUUUAUACCGACCCCUACUGAUGGUAAGCAUAAAACUCUUUUGACCCAUUGCAUGUUUUUACAUGAACUUCGGCUUUAUACAUAUCGGCUUGGUUUUUAAGUUUCAGACGCCAGACAUAUACUUCCAGUAGUCAAUUCAACACCAAAUGGAAAUAGCAACAUGGGAUUAUUUCAUGCUACUUCGUCAAUUUACAAGGAUGAUGUUCACGUUGCGUACAUUGAAGAUUCAACCUCUUCUCAUCAGAAUAUGAAUGUUAGCAGGGUGGAGAGCGUCUACACUUUCAUUAAUCCAGAAUUUGGAAUACAUGCUGGCGAUCCAUCUUCUUCUGAAACCGAUUGUUCAAGUUCAGAAUCAACGGACACUUCGUCGACAAGGUACUGUAAAUUCUAAACUAGGGUAUAGGGUAUAUCUAUAUUUGGAAUUCUGGAUGAUUCGCAAGUUAGUAAUAAAGUGGAAUAAAGAGGUCAAUAUUAAGGUUUAUACAUCAUUCAUAAUCUAAAAGCGAUGUUUGAAAUGGUGAUUACUGAUCAGUUGACUUUUUUAUUGUUUGUGACAGUGACAUAGACAACAGUUUGGGGGAGAAUUGCUGCAGUGAACUCUUUUUCAGUGAUGAUGUUGCGCGGUAAUUUGAAAUUUUGAAUCAUUUUAAAUCUGAUGUAGACUAUUAAUAAUUAAUUAGGUAUCGAUUACUUUUCUGAUAAUAUAAAUCCCAACAUCCCUGGGUUAGAAAUGCUCGUAGAACUACUCAAUAAUGCUGAACUAAUUUGUAAUUAAUUAUUUCCAUAUUUAUGCUGCAGUUUUUCAGAUGAUUACGGUGAUGAAACAACAUUGAGUGCUAUAGACCUGGAAGUUGAUAUGAUAUCUUCAUGCAGUCCCAAUAUAACUAAAGGAGAAGAGGCUAUGGACAUCAGUGACCCAGAAAUGGUGAUGUUGGCAAGGAGCAAAAAUCAGAAUCAUGCCCAGAAAGAAAUGAAAGGUUGCUAAAUCAAAUGAAAUCUGCAUUCAAUGUGUUAAAUGGGAUUGAUAAACGAAACAAUAGGUGCCAGGGAGCACUUUUUUCAAUCUCGUGUUAUUGUGGAUGUGUCUAUUAUGGUGUUUAUUUUUAACAAGGGCUGCCAACAUCUAUCUUGUUGAGGAAAAAGUAAAGUUGUAAAUAAGAAACUUGAAGGAGGUGUUUUAAAAGUGUCAUGGGAAUGUUCCAAAGGUCACACUGGAUGCUGGGCAUCCUCGCAAGAACUCGGUCGGCACCAUGGGGUGGCACCAUAUAUAAUUUAUAUAUGCCAACCCUUUGUUGAUGUCUGCUGGAUGUUUAAUUUCUGGAAAUAACUUUGACAAACUAUUAUUAUUUUGUUAAUUCCUCGGACUUUGUAUCAUUUCAAAUACAACAUACUACAGAAUGCGAACACUCUACGUAAUUCCUGAAGUCACAAGGUACAGGGAGCAGAUGAAAGCAGAAAUUUGGAACAUGCUAUCUGAGGAAACUGUCAUAUUUUGUGGUGACGGACGCAAUGAUUCUCCACGACACGGUGCAAAAUAUUGUAUGUAUGCCUUAAGGGAACAGAGUUUGGAUGUUAUGGUUGAUGUUGAAGUGGUUGAUAAACGUGAAACAGGGGGUGUGUCAACCAACAUGAAAGUUCUGGGCUUGAAAAGGAUACUGGAAAGAAUGGUUGGCAAUAUAAUCAUUUCAGAAAUUGUAACUGAUACAUCGGCUGCUUUUAUUGUCCUGAUUAGAACGAUCAAAGGUACUGUAAUAAAUUGGUAAAUUAUAUAGACAUGUUUUCAGAUUUCAGAAAACACAGUAACCCUCAGGGCCAUAGCAGACAAGGUAAAGAAGGGGGAAUGUGUAAUAUCACAUUUGCCGGACAUUUCAGUCGCCAAUUAAUAUUUUUCCCAAAAUUGCUGUCGAGGGGAGGGGGUGGAGUCAAAAAUGUUUUCGGAACUUACAUUAAUUUAUCGUAAUUUGUUAACAAUUAUCGUAAAUUUUAUUCUGAGCUACUCAAAUAUUUUCGAUGAACAUUAAAUCCAAAAACAAUUUGCCGAGUCAAGCAGGCAUUUUUAGAGAGUGUGAUGAAUUGGGGUGUUAACUCCCCACCCCCAACAAACCCCUCUCUAGCUACGUCCCUGGUAACCCUGGCUAAUAUGUCUUGUUGAGGAAAAUCGAAUAUAACUUGUUUAAUAAAGUUGGUAACUACUUCAGUCAUAUUUAUGUGUGAUUUUAACUUUUCCCAUUGCCAGGUAAAUAUCCCAAUGAGUUCUCUCAUCUCUUUCAUACACUUGAUAUAUGGCAUAAAUCUGUCAAAUUGUCAAAAAAAAUUAGCAAGGUAAAGUAGAUGUACUGCCCAUACAGUCUUACAUACCAUAUAAAUUUACAGAAAACAGUUAUUCUUGAUAUGCAAUUAAAUCUUUUCCUCCCACUUCGCUUGCUGCAUGUAUUCUUGCAUUCGCAAAAGUAAGUAAAUAAAUACUCAAUAUGUAAAUACACGUUCUGUAGUAUACUGUUCAAAAAAUACUAAAAAUAAAAUACUAUAAAAUGUGAUUAUUUUUAAACAUAAAACAAGAAAACUUACUUGAUUUCGAUUACUUUCAAUAUUUUGACGUGCAGGUGCAACUGCCAAAAUCUCUUCGUCCACAGGUCGUACGACUGGCGAUCCAUAAGCGUUCAGAUUGUCUUCUGGAUCAUACUGUUCAACAGCCAGAUCUGAAUCCGAUUCGGAGUCAGACAUCUUCACUUUCUUUACAAAAAAGAGCUCCAAAAAUUGCAAAAUUGGUCGACUAUAAAAUUUUAUAUAUUAAAAACCAGGUGAGAAUUUCCGAGUACAGUGAUACCGCCUGCGUGUUUGCCUGCGGACAGGUUCUUUCAGCGUUUGUAAAUAAACACAAGCGCGCAAUGCAUCACGGUUGAGACUCUUUAUUUAACGAAACGGCAAUGAAUUAUGGCGCCAGCACUCAUUUUAUCACGCCAGAUUACGAAUCGUACACGACAAAUCGUAACGUGUAAGCGUAUAGCCUUUAAUUAUAUGAAUAUUAUGGUAUACCCAGACUUAUAUCCACACAAAAAUUCUAUGCUCGCUAUGUCCAAGCACAAAUCCAGAACCAUAAGCCAGAACCCCCAACACUAGCGGUAACUAGCGCAAUUGAAUGGAAGUAUGAAAUAUUUUAUUCAUCUGGGGCCGGUUGUAUCAAGGCCGGAUAGCGUUAUCCACCGGUAGUGAUUUUUUCAAACUUUGUAAAAAUGCUUGAAAAACUUUGAAACUACGGAUAUAGACGACGCAAGAAGUAUAAAAAACAUUCAACUUAUGAAUACUAAACUUUAAUACGAGUUAUACCAAUCAACAACUGAGUUAAAAAAUUUGAAAAAAUCACUAUCCGGUUUCGUACAACCCGUCCCUGUUUCGCGAAUUCAGCAAUGUCAGUCAGCUUUCAUAUCUGUAAUAUAUACCAUGUUUAUAUAUAAACAACAAAAGUAUUUGCCACAAUAAACGAUACAAAACCCAAAAGUGUACAGAUCGUAUAUAAAUCCUCAUCCAGAAUUAUUAUAAUGUAUAACAUUUAACUCGUAUUUGAAAUCUUGCAAAUAAGCGUAAUUUCGAAUUUGUUUACGUCGUAUUCGGGAAUUUCCAUGUGUAAUACCCCGUUUACACGGUACCGGACCACUGAUCUGAAAUAAGACUGGAUAACGCAUCUAUAGUAUACAAAAGUGAAGCCGGAAAUCACCGGCCGCCACCCGAUUCAAGGGUCCCACUUUUGUAUAGAUUUAUAUUACAGAUGGUAGUUUUUCGCGUUUUUUUGCCUUGGCUACGUUUCUGACCGGGCCAGUUUUAGAAUCACAAAGAUAGAAGCAUACAAGAAGAAUUUUGAGCAAAAAAUGUGGAGUAUUAUGGCUUUAUAACGCCACGAAACGGGAUUUACAAUUUUGAAGGAGUGGAGAGCCUCGCACUUUGUUUAUCAACACGAGCCGUUUUGCUACUUUCAUACAAAAUCAACUCAAAAUAAGAAAUGAAGCAACUACAUUGUGAACGAAAGCGUACAGAGGUUAGUUUUAAAAUACCUUGAGGCUACUUUUAUAAUUAUAUGAAAAUUAGGGACCAGUUUUAAAUGUCAACAUUGUCAAGAACAUUCCCUCGACUUGUGGAGAAGUUUUAUAUGUUUCAAAGUAGGAAGACAAGUGACAAUCAAAUAUUUUUUCAUCCAAAUUAACAAUGACUCAAUCAUAUUGUAGUUUUAAAUGUCAACUUUUUCAUGAACUUUCCCUGGACGUGUGCAGAAGUUUUAUAUGUUUUAAAGUAGGAAGGCAAGUGGCAAUCAAAUAUUUUUUAUCCAAAUUAACAAUGACUCAUUACAAUGUUAUUUUAAUUCAUAUAAUUAUAGGUAUUUUAAAACUAACCUCUGCACGCUUUCGUUCCCAAUGUAGCUGCUUCAUUUCUUCAAAUUUCCCGAAAAUAUUCGUCCAGUAACAGUAAUUCUUGUAUAUUUUGAGUUGAUUUUGUAUGAAAGUAGCAAAACGAGCUCGUGUUGAUAAACAAAGUACGAGGCUCUCCACUCCUUCAAAAUUGUAAAUCCCGUUUCGUGGCGUUAUAAAGCCAUAAUACUCCAAAUUUUUUGCUCAAAAUUCUUCUUGUAUACUUCUUUCUUUUUGAUUGUAUUAAACUGGCCCGGUCAGAAACGUAGCCAAGGCAAAAAACGCGAAAAACUACCAUCUGUAAUACAAAUCUAUACAAAAGUGGGACCCCAGAAUCGGGUGGCUGGCGGUUACUUCCGGCUUCACUUUUGUAUACUAUAGAUGCGUUAUCCAGUCUUAGUACAGAUCAGUGUACCGGACGAAUUUGGAACCGUGCUGAAAUUCGUCCCUUUAGGCCGUGUAAACAAAGCAGAACCACGGAACGAAUUCGAGACCCUCUAACAGGACGAAUUCGUGUGUAAACAGGCCAAAAAGACUAAUUUCAGACCGGUCCACGAUUCGUCCGGUACCGUGUAAACGGGGUCAAAUUCUCCCAUUUGCAACCAAUUUCCGGUAUUGGUGUCAUUGAUCUCACGCCAGCCAAUGAAAUUGAUCAUUUCAUUCCGUUUCUCUGGAGUCAUGCCCAGCACCUAACCUGCGAACGGGUAUACUCUGGGUACCAGAUUGGGUGAGUUGAGCUAGUCGAUCAGUGUCACCGCGAAAUGUAAUCCAACCACAAAACUUCCCCUCAACCUGAUAAACCACUGCUGCUCUUUGCUUUACAUGAAUGCAGUAGCUACUGCUAAUAUCUCAGAUCGCCUGAUUCUGAUCACCAUUCCGUAAUUAUAUCAAGAUAUACAUCAACUAUAUAUCAUCAUUAAGUUCAUUGUCGGAUUUCAUGGCGAUAAAACAUAUAAAUAACCAAUAUAAUACUUUUGUUUGAGGAAACACCACGUAAAUUUAGUACCGCAAAGCUUUCGACCGUAAGCUUUCUUCAAUUAUUAACAUUUCACAUAUUUUUAUAACAUUUCACAUAUUAUUAUUAACAUUUCACAUACACUAAACCCCAAUAUAAGAACCUAGAAUUUGCUGAUUUAUAGAACCUAGAAAAUGAUUUAUAUCAAUAAUCUAAAAAAUAUGACAGUAGCUAUAUGUAAUUUAUACCAACCUUGUAUAAGCAGUUAAAGCUGCACUGAUUGUAAAUAAACUUAUAGUAUAAAAUUUGGACUCUAUUUGAAAUUCUAAGCUGAACUGUUUCGUAUUUAAACGGGGUCUAAACAAAAUGUUUUAGCUUAACAGGUUCUUAAAUUUUAGGUCAGUCUUAAAUGCGGUGUUUUAUACUGUAUUAUUAUAACGUUUCACAUAUUAAUUGUGCUGAUGAAGAUGCCGGCUUGCGGAUAGAAAGCUUAGGCUCGGUCCCAGCCAUUCCCUCUUGGGGGCUCUCUUGGAGGGAACGGCUGGGCGCAUGCAGUGCGUUCCGUGUCUGAUCACGUGUUAUUAAUAAUUUCCAAUAUGCGAUAUUUCCGCAUAAAUUAUAGAACAUUUAUAUGGGUGAGUGUAAUAAAGUCAUUAUUAAAAUAGCUAGAAAUGCUUGGUAGGUAGGAAAAAGAACACAAUGAAUUGAUUGAUGUAUUAUUAGCAUCUGUUUGUGGAUGUUUUGUUUGUUCUAAUGAAGUUGAAAAUGUAAAAUAUCGCACGAAAUUCGUAGGCAGAACGCGGCAAUUGCUGGAAAAUUUUUGUGAUAUUUUGUGCAUUUCUAAAGAAGAAGUGCCAUGCGAUAAAUAUUUGUGCUGUUCAUGCCUGAGACAAGUUAACAAGUGCACCAAACUACAACAAGAAAUUGAGGAUUGUAAAAAUCAUCUCAAGAAAGUUUAUUUAAGUGAGAAUGAAAGAUUUAAACGGUGUUUACCCACCGACGUAGAAACAUCUCCACAUGCAUACAGCGCCCUCAAGGAAAUCGGCUAGGCCUUCAACUAUCGGCAACGUUAAACCCCAAAAACGUAUUUUUAAAAGGAACGAUCUUCCAAAUGAGCAAACUCUGCAUCGAGAAGUCCAAUGUAAAAUUGCUACAAACGCUAUUAAGGAUCUGUCUGUUGUCCCAAAUCUAUAUAAUACGAGCCAUAAUAAUAUUUAAUACGAGACAUAAUUAUGAUAAUUAUUUAGCACCGCGAUUUGCGGUGCCAGUAUUUUGUUUGGCUAAACGGAACAAUACGCACUGCAUCCCUAACAUAUGGAAAGAUGCGUUAAUUACACCAAUUCCUAAAGCGUCAUCCGUAUCCUGUGAGGAGGAGUUGUGCCCAAUCUCCCUUACAGCCUCUUUGUCCAAAAUUCUUGAGGACUUUGUGGUCAAUUGGAUGGUGGAUGACGUGAAACAUAAAAUCAACCCGCAACAAUUUGGUUGCCUUAAAGGAACCUCUACAACGUUUUGCUUGAUCGAUAUGAUCAAAGCGAUAUGAUCAAUGACCCAAAGCGAUAUGAUCAAUGACCCAUCGAUAUGAUCAAUGACCCAAAGUUGCUGGCCCUUGGCGUCAGAUUGUCGCUUAUUCCAUGGAUAUGCAGCUUUCUCUCAAAUCGCCGUCAAUCGGUAAAGAUCGACAAUUUCCAAUCUGACUGGGGCAUCAAUAACGCAGGUGUCCCUCAAGGUUCAAAACUGGGCCCUAUUUUGUUCAUAAUUAUGAUCAACGAUCUUGAACUGGCAUCCUCUAGCACUGACCAUUGGAAAUACGUGGAUGACGUAACAAUAUCGGAGUCCUUAAAGAAAAAUGAAGUUUCAGUCCUACAAUCUGAUCUUAACACAAUUGAAAGAUGGUCUGUUAAUAACAACAUGAAAUUGAACGGAAAGAAAUGCAAAGAAAUGAUAGUGAGUUUCGUCCGUAGCGAGAAUGACAUCCCCCGACUCCUCAUUGAUGGUUUACCUCUAGACUUAGUUCCUUCUUUCAAAAUUUUUGGCUUAACCAUGAACAAUAAAUUGAAAUUAGGGAUGAGCCGAUACCAGAAAAAAGCCGAUUCGCCGAUCCGAUAUAAAAAAAUAAUCGGCCGAUUAAUCGGCUAUGGCCGAUAUUUCUGUGUACCGGGGUACAAGCGCCGGAUAACGGUUUUUUGACAACUUUUAAUACUUGUGUAUACGCCACAAACUGACAUACUAGUUUUAGUGUGUUCCGGAAAAUAUUUACUCAUAUUGGACAGUUAUAUAUCGGUCGCUGUACGAGUCAAAUGAAUUAAUGGAUAUGGGAUUAAAUACGUGCAACAAAAGUGUCAAAAACAAGACGGAGGGUAGAUUACUAGAUUAUAGAGGUAUUUUUCUUAAAAAAACGAAAAAAUUGCGAAUAUCGGCAAAUAGCCGAUUAUAAAAAAUAAUCGGCCGAUUACCGAUUAUUUUGAAAACGCCAAAUAUCGGCCGAUUUAUCGGCCGUACCGAUUAAUCGGCUCAUCCCUAAUUGAAAUGGCAAGAUAACACUGAAGCGCUAGUUAAAAAAGCCUCAAAACGCUUAUACAUUAUUCGUGUCCUACAGCGCUGUGGUCUUCCCCCCAAUGACCUCUUAUUAGUCUACUUUUCUAUGGUGCGCUCUAUCUUAGAAUAUGCCUGUCCUGUCUGGCACACCAUGUUACCAAAGUGUUUGGGGGAUAAAAUUGAAAAAGUUCAAAAAAGAGUUUUCCGCAUUAUUUACCCGACAACAGAUUACGAGGAUGCUCUCAACAUCGCUAAAUGCAAGCGCCUUGUCGACAGACGUCAAGAGCUAUGUGCGAAAACUUUCAAGAAGAUCUUAAAACCCAAUGCUCACCUCAACCACCUCUUACCCCCACUCCGUGAAGAAUCGCAUGAACUGAACAUAAGAAACAAUUCUAACUUCACAUUAACUAAAUGCAGAACGGAACGUUUUAAAACUAGUUUUAUACCAGCAAUGACUGCUAAUUUUAAUAGUAAAUAAUUUGUAGUAUUUUAACAACUGUACAUAUACGAUAUAUCUAUAUUUAUAUUAUCUGAUAUUCAUCCUUUAUUAUGUUUCUAUAAGCAUAUUGCAAUUCACCUUCGGGUGCCAAAAUGUGUUUUUUAAUAAACCUUUAAUUAUAAUGCGCCCAGCCGUUCCCUCCAAGAGAGCCCCAACAGGGAACGGCUGGGACCGAGCCUAUAGAAAGCUUUGUAGUAGUAAAUUUACGUGGUAUUUCCACAAACAGAAAGUUUUAUGUAUCAUUAUCUCCAAUCUUCAUUCCUGUUUCAUUCCCAAUCAUUAAUUCAUUCCGUUGCCUGGUUCUGGUUAAAAUAAAUAAUAAAAAGCGAUGUUAAAAUGUGCGUGUAUUUUAUGAGGGAAAUCUUUUUUUUCAUAGGCGUACCAUACGGGCUGACUGCUGUUGCAGCUCUAUGAUUGGUCGAUAUGUUAGUAAUUAAAAUAACUUUGAUCAUUAAACAUUUCGGCAAUGGAAAAUUACAACACAGCAUACAACGUUUACAUCCUAACCUGCGUGAUGAUGAUCAUCAUCCGAAUCAUCGCAUGAACAUAGUCACAAACAUCUAUGCUUUGUUUUAUUGAGGUCUCCAGCGCUUGCACGUUAUCUUUUAAUUCUUACUUGUCUGUUGAAUGUCCUGCAAAAGCUUACUAAUUAACCCUCGCUUUAAUACACAACCGCAUUGGUCUCAAAUUAGUUCGCAUUUGCAUUCUAAUGAAUUAAUUUCACAUCUGCUAAAAAAAUAAACACGUUAUUUACCGGUAUCGUUGGUUCGAAUGAGAAAAACUGCGCCCUCGGUUUUGAAAACGUCCCGCGCCCUCUAGAUCUCGGGCACAAUUUUUCUUAUCCGGACCUCGCAGCCGGUUAAUAACACAUAUAUACUCUAGAAAGUGUGAUCAGUGUGAUUAUGGUUAUCUCUGCAUGGUAUACAUGCUGUCACUUAUUUCAGCGUAUUGAUGAGUACAGAACGAUCACGGUAGGGAAGAAUGCCAUGUAGAGUAGGACAUGAGAUAAGAUUAGUUUAACGGUGGACAUAAGAGUUUUCAAGUACUUCAAGCACAAACAAAUUUCAAGCUUCAAACGAGUUUGAUUGUCUUGUUUUUUAAAUAUUGUUCAAUAUUAAGCAAUUGAAGUCUAGCUUGAAUGGUCAAUCGGACUCGUUUUAAUUUUCAAAAAUUUCUGUAUUUUCUUCUUUUUUCAGCUGUUGCAAAUCAGGGAUGCCCGAAAGGCUGGAAGAACUACGACAAUUCAUGCUAUCUUCUUGUCAUGCGAAAAAUGAAUUGGGGGGACUCCAGAGCUAACUGUUUGGCAUAUGGAGGGGACAUGGUUUCUAUCCUUGAUUCCUCGGAAGUUAGAUUUAUUUACCAACAAACAAGUGCCAUUAAAAUCUCUAGAUUUUGGAUAGGAUUAAUCCGUACGAAAAUGACUAGUGAUCCAAAGGAUGGCUGGAUCUGGAGUGAUGGUAAUAAUAUUACAUAUCCUCUGCAGUGGGGACCCGGCGAGCCAAAUAACGACCAGAAUAAUGAACAUUGUGCUGAAAUUUUGCCCGGGAAGUCAUGGUGGAAUGAUAAUGAUUGUGCAAGAGAAUAUGCUUCGAUUUGCAAAAGGAAAAAGGGUAAUUUACACAUGCUUUUCUUACACAAUACCGAGUGUAAUAUAUUGUAUAUGCAUAUAACACCUGUUUACGACAAAUGCUUAGGAAUGCUUUCCUCCCGACUAGUUUUAGCCUGCGAACAGGCCCUGGGUUACGGGCGGCGCGAAGAAUAGAGGGCCUGCACGCGGAACUACAGGUUUUCUUAGUAGUGGCGUUCGUAUAGAAACGCAGGCUUCUGAUUGGCUUACACUCGUUGACAAAAUUACUAAAAAUAGCAAAUGUUAACAACAGCAUUUUGAAGAAUUUGAACUUUAUUCAUUUUAAUAUUAUAUAUUAUAAGACUAUCGAACAAAUAGAACUAGAAAUGGAAACCAAAAGCAAUAGCAAAGCAUCCCAGCAAAAAAGUCGAUCAUAAAUGACUUGAAUCUAUCGCUUAAAUCCAAUACGCGAAACUAUAACAGUAUUCUGAACUUCGUCUUCGGAUUGACAUCAGACUAUAGUAUAGUACAUUUUGAGGUCGUCGUGGCUUCACGGAUUAUUCUCAUUAGUGAGCAAGUCAGCAAGCGAAGGCAUACAAAAGAUACCCAAAUAUGUACGAAUAAUUAUAUUGUUGAUCCUCGCUGGCAUGUCAUUUAGAUAAAUAUAUAUCGUACAUUAAACGUUGUACUAUUUACUGUAUAAACUGCUGACAAUUUCGACGUCGAUACGGCUUCCACUACUGGCACACUCGUGAUUUCGAAGAAAUUAAUAAAUACAUGCUCAUUUAUCAUUUAUUUAGACAACAGCUAGUAAAAUUUUAGACGUAUUCGGUAUUCCAAAUCCGAAUCUAUCUGACCGUAUUUUAGUAAUCUUCAAAUAUUCAGAACAUUGUUCUUUCAGUCGCACCAUAGUACAAGUAUUACUGUACAUACAAUGCCAAUGGUAGUAUUUUAUUCGGCUUUAUUUUUGUAUGUGUAUUGAUAUCUAUUUAAUAUUUGAAGAAUUCUAUAUUUUUCCGUGUAAUAUAUUGUGCGGCCCGCUAAUGCUUUGUAUUAUUGUUCAUAUAUACAUUAUGUAUACAUUUUAAUAUUCAGUAUUUCUUUGUUGCACAAUGUACACGCCUUGCGUCAAUUUGACUUUUGACAGUUUAUUUAUCGCAGUCGACGCUGAUUGGUUCGCGUUUAGCAGAUGCGAAAAGGGGAUGAUUGAAUAAAACGCAUGGUUCCGUGCAGGCUCACCUUUCUCCCAGUGCGCAUGUUCGCAGGCUAGACUAGUUUCAAUUAACUUGUUUAAUCAAGACUAUCAUCAUUGGCCGAAUAGUCAGGCUGAGUACGCUGAAGUUCCGGGCUUUCUAGAAGCCAGCGCUUUUUAG
Molecule: messenger RNA, 14330 nt
Organism: Paramuricea clavata
Lineage: Eukaryota; Metazoa; Cnidaria; Anthozoa; Malacalcyonacea; Plexauridae
Source: the annotation of a GenBank genome assembly